AAGCAGAAAAACCUUUUGCGUAAGUGACUUACCCGGUAAAAAAAAAACUACUAGUAAUUAUACAGUGCUUAUUUUAAGAAAGAUUUACUUUGUCCCCCAUGAAGGUGUUUCACUAAAACUAAAAAGGUAAGAAGUCACCGUGGUAACAGCACCUAUUCCUGUCUUGUUAAUCGGUUUAUAGCUUACGCCAGCCGGCUCCGUCUGUGUCUUUCUGUAAAUAGUUAUUAAGAGUCACAGCUUGAAAGAAUGAAAUGCACGACAAGCAGAUUUCUGGCAAAGAAAGUUGAAUCUUUGCUGGAAUGUCUCAGAAUGCACACGUCAGCCGUAGAGGGGGAUUAACUCCUGGUUAUUAUUCACAACUCUGACUCUCAGUUAGAUGGGUGCUGCACAAUGAGAGGUUUAAAAGCAGGACCAUACAAAAAAUUCAGUUUAUUGUAGCUCUAAUAUUUGGCUUUUGGACCUUUCAUACAGGAACCCUCUUGCAAGUAGCUGUGGGUGUUACUAAUCAUUGCGCAUGUCCACUCUCCUGUCCUUGUGAAUCUGAAGCUGCUUAAUCUUGCUGAACAAGUGAACAGAGCACAGAGAGAGAGAUUUAAACCAACAUGAGCUUUACCAUCGAAGAGAGGGGGAGGCCGAACACUCAGGACUACAGAGUCUUUUUCAAAAACGCAGACGGCAAAUACAUCUCUCCCUUUCAUGACGUGCCCAUCUAUGCAAAUGAAGCAGACAACAUUUUUCAUGCUAUUGUGGAAGUCCCAAGAUGGACAAAUGCAAAGAUGGAGAUAGCCACAAAGGAUCCUCUUAAUCCACUAAAGCAGGAUGUGAAGAAGGGGAACCUUCGUUAUGUAGCCAAUGUGUUUCCCCACAAAGGUUAUAUCUGGAAUUAUGGGGCUAUUCCACAGACAUGGGAGGAUCCUGGCCACAAGGACAGCGACACAGGAUGCUGUGGGGACAACGAUCCGAUUGACAUCUGUGACAUUGGAAACAAGGUGUGCUCCCGGGGAGAAGUAAUCAAAGUGAAGGUGCUGGGAACCCUGGCUUUGAUCGAUGAGGGUGAAACCGACUGGAAGGUCAUUGUGAUCAAUACUGAGGACCCAGAAGCCGGAGACUUUAACAAUAUUGAUGACGUGAAGCGGCUUAAGCCCGGCUACCUGGAAGCUACUGUUGAUUGGUUCAGACGAUACAAGGUUCCCGAUGGCAAACCUGAAAAUCAGUUUGCUUUCAAUGGCGACUUCAAAGACAGGGAAUUUGCGAUACAAACUGUGAAGAGUACACAUGAGUUUUGGAAAGCACUGAUAUCUAAGAAGAGCAGUGCUGGCGAGUUAAACUGCAUGAACACCAGUGUUUCUGACAGUCCCUUCUGCUGCUCUGCUGCAGAUGCUGAAGCUGUUGUUAAGUCUGCAUGUGCUUUUGGAACUGAAGAACCCAUUCCAAAUUCAGUUGAUAAAUGGUUCUACUAUGAAAAGUGAGAACGUGAACCCACACCAGGAACUUGAAGAGAAUCCUUCUUCCUCCAUAAAUUCAUGAUCAAGUUUGGAUGAUUAAAUCUAAACCAACUCUGAGCCUCUUUGUUCCACUGUGCUUUGUGAAUGUUAAUCCCAGCUGAGUAAAAUUAUAUUCCUGUGAAAACAUCCUCAUACUUCUUUCAUUCUUUUGUGAACAACAGUCCUUGAAACAGACAUGAUAAAUUCCCUAAUAAACAACUGUAUUUCUUUGUAUAUUUAUUUAUUUAUAUACCAUGCUUAUUUUGUAAGGUUAUUGCAUUCUUGCUGUGUUCUAAUGCACUGAACAUGGAUCUAAUGCUAUAAUUUUAUCAUGGAAUUAUAAAAUUAUACUAAAUAUGGCAAAAGAUACAUGUCUAUUCAUUUAAAGGCUUUAUCCAAAUCGUUUUUUUCCCAGUUUAUAAUGACUCUGUUGCAUCUUUGUACUUCUUAUAAAUUCUUUUAUUGUUGUCGUUCCAUUUCUAUUAAAUAUGACGGCUAUAUGGUGUGGCUGUAAAGGAGAA
Poecilia reticulata (guppy) is the source of this 2005-nucleotide messenger RNA. RefSeq names its product inorganic pyrophosphatase 1a (gene ppa1a). Gene Ontology annotation, cellular component: cytoplasm. Lineage: Eukaryota; Metazoa; Chordata; Actinopteri; Cyprinodontiformes; Poeciliidae. Gene Ontology annotation, molecular function: inorganic diphosphate phosphatase activity; magnesium ion binding. The record is from RefSeq and is a predicted model, not a curated record. Gene Ontology annotation, biological process: phosphate-containing compound metabolic process.